Molecule: messenger RNA, 3242 nt
Organism: Acanthopagrus latus (yellowfin seabream)
Lineage: Eukaryota; Metazoa; Chordata; Actinopteri; Spariformes; Sparidae
Product: ectonucleoside triphosphate diphosphohydrolase 2
Exons: 9
Coding region: 215-1729 (504 amino acids)
Biological process (GO): nucleoside diphosphate catabolic process
Cellular component (GO): plasma membrane
Molecular function (GO): GDP phosphatase activity; UDP phosphatase activity
Source: RefSeq, a predicted model, not a curated record
GGACAUAAAUUCAGGUCAUGCUUUGCUAGCUCAAGUGAAAUGUAAAACAGGAGGCAGGCAGCAGGUGAAGCGUGAACCACAGGCGGGCUGCGAUAACGCCCGGCCAGCGGGAAGCCGUCAGACACUUCUCCCACUUGGCCGCUAUUAAGUCGACGCUCAAAUAUCCAGCGGGCUGCAGUCAGAGGAGCAGAGCUGCGCGUCUCACUUUCACUUCAUGGCUCAGCGCGCCGCUCAUCCUGUCGUCCCCAUCGCGCUGCUGGUGCUCGGACUUGUUGCCAUCCUGCUCCUGACUGUCCCCACCGAAGACGUCCAGGAGGCUCCGGGGUUCAUGUAUGGGAUUGUUCUGGAUGCUGGAUCUUCACACACAGCUUUGUAUAUAUACAAGUGGCAGGCUGACAAGCAGAAUGGCACAGGUGUGGUCACCCAGCACACUGAAUGUCACAUUAAGGGGGGAGGAAUAUCCAGCUAUGCGGGCCAACCAGGAUCAGCGGGGCAGAGCCUCGAGGCUUGUCUCAAUCAGGCAGUAAAAGACAUCCCCAAAGAAAGACACCGGUCUACACCUGUGUACCUGGGAGCUACAGCCGGCAUGAGGCUUCUGCACAUGUCCAGCCGGGAGCAGUCGGACCAGAUACUGCAGGAGGUUGGCAACAAAAUCCAGUCCUACCCUUUCAGCUACCAGGGGGCGGCCAUACUGAGCGGUAAAGAGGAGGGGGCGUACGGCUGGGUCACCGUCAACUAUCUGUUAGAGAACUUCAUAAAGUAUGGUUUUGUGGGGCACUGGCUCAGCCCCGGCAGACCCACAGUUGGAGCGCUCGAUUUCGGCGGGGCGUCUACCCAGAUCACAUUUGCCACUCGGGAUGAAGUAGAGGACGAACACGACAUGAUGAAGCUGCGUCUUUACGGCCAGGAGUACUCUCUAUACACACACAGCUUCCUGUGCUACGGGAGGGACCAGGUCCUCAAGAGGCUGCUGGCUCAUAUCGUGACGUCCCAGGGUGACUCAGAGUCAGUCACACACCCCUGCUAUCCUGCAGACCACAGUACAUCUGUAAAGCUGGACACUGUAUUCAACUCUCCGUGUACGGCAAAGCACAGACCCAGCUCCUACGAUUCCCAGGCCUCUCUGAAGGUACAGGGCAGCGGACACUAUGAGCACUGCCUGGGCAACAUGUCUGAGAUCUUCUCCUUCGACGGCUGCCCCUUCUCCCAGUGCUCCUUUGAUAAGGUCUUCCAGCCAAAUGUCACCGGCAGCUUUGUGGCGUUCUCUGCAUUCUUCUACACUCACUCCUUCCUGCAGCAAAUCACUGGUAUCUCUGUGAGGACUCCUUCACAGCUGGAGGAGGCGGCCAGGACCGUUUGCAGCAUGACUUUACCUCAAAUGCUGGGUCUUGCUCCAGACCAAAAGUCCCGUUUGCAGGAUUACUGUGCCAUUUCUGUGUUCAUGAAGAUUCUCAUGUUGAGAGGAUACAGCUUUGAUGAGACGUCGUUCCCACGCAUUUCCUUCCAGAAGAAGGCAGGGGACACCUCGGUGGGGUGGGCUCUGGGCUACAUGCUCAGUUUGAGCAAUCUGAUGCCCGCAGAGAUGGCAGGGCACAGGAAGGCCUUGACUCUAGGAGCGUGGGGGACGCUUAUCUUUCUCUUUGUCCUCCUGCUGGCAGCAGUCCUGGUCUUCAUCUUUCUCCGAAUGCGUGACGGGAAGAAGAAAGGAGGCGGUGAAAGCACCAUCUAGAUGCUGCAACAUCAGAAAACAGGAAGACAGUGAUAGAUUUUUGAUGUCUUGACCCUCUACUAUAGUACAUUGGAUCUGAAUUAAAGCUUUAUUUAACAGUGUUUACAUUAUAAUAUGACGACGGUCUAAAGACUGUUUCAAUUUUUAUACAUAUUUUAGGUUAAUAUUUAUUUUAGGUUAAUGUAGCAUUUCAAUUUGAUUGUCCUAUGUAUAUAUGUUGACUUUGUGUGGAGUUAUAUAAACUUAUCCAGUUAAUCUUUGUCUAUCUAAAUUGUAGGACUCUGUAUAAAAAUGUGGAUGCAAGCACUCUUAAAUUAAAGCUUAAAAGUCAGGACUUCAUAGUCUUUUAAAUUUCAAAUCCAAUGUACUGGUUCACAGAGCCAACACAGCAAAAGAUGUGUCACAGUCCAAAUUCUGAGUGCCCUCUCAGUUUAAAACAGCACUCCCAUGGUGGAGUUGGCACUGAAAAGGAGGUCUGAAUGUAAAUGUUAUCCUUGAAAAGUCAAAGCAAAUUUUUAUGGAAUGUAAGAAAUUCCGGGUGUAUUGUUUUGUGUAGAAACUGUGACUGCACUCUGAAGAACUGCUGUAGUAAAAUGAAGCACACUGAUGAUAACCCUCCUCUAAAUAUGCAAGAACCACUGAUUCAAAUGUUUGUUUCACAUGGAAGUUUUUAUUCACAUUUUAGUCAGCCUCGAUUAACUUUGAAUAGUAUGUAAAGUACAGAUGUGAUGCUGUUUGGAUCUCUCUCUUAGGAAAUUGUGAGGCAGACAUGUUGUCACACAGAGAAGGUUAUCAACUCAUUUUGGCAAAAUUGAAUCACUGCACAGCAAAAAAGCAAAAGAGUUUUUAGUCAGUAAGGGCAAAUAAGGGAAAAUAACAGCAUUUGGUCUCUUUCAACAAAGGGUUAUUGGUCAAACCUGACAAACACAGUAUUGUCGUACUACAUUGUACCAUGCAGACAAUUUGCAUCUUAAAAAUGGUAGAUAUAUUCCUAUGUUUAAUAAAUAAAUGCAUAAUAUUUAAGACCUUCUGUAUUGGAUUGAAUUACACAUAACAUAUGUUGCAUGUAUUGUGCCCACCCUCUUUGCAUAACCGGUUGAGUUGAAAGAUGAAAACAACUGAAAAAUAUUUUAAUGAAAAUGUAACAGUAUGGCAGAAUUUACUUGAAAUGGUUCAUCAGAGGUUAUAAACGUUAUAAUUUACAAUUUGGAAGAUAAAGACAUUCCAGUAUGUACCAGGUGUGUUGGGUUUAUUUAGAAUAUUUCAAUUUACUAUUAAAAAAAAUAAAAUAAUAGAAAAAAAAAUAGAAUAAUAGCACAAUUCUAGUGAAAGCUGGUGCAGGUUACAGUCUGUGUCAAUAAAUUGAAGAUAUAUUAUAGAUUUAAUACAUUUUAUACCUUGCAGACAUUUUUAAUGUAAUUAACCACAUCAAAUGCUUUGUUAAUAUGAAGUCAUGUUGUGUGAAUUUUGAAUUAUCAUGGCAUUUCAUUGUUCUCUGUGUGUUCACACUGGA